AUGACGAUACUCUCGGUAGUGGGAGGCAAGGGCCCUGGCCCGAUUGAAGGGGAAGAACCAGAACGAGUGUCGAGAUCCCUUCAUCAGAAUGCGCUAACAGCGGAGGAAUUGGGUUUCUUUAAUGAAGUAAAAAAUUUCUUAGGCAGCAGCGUCAAUGAACAAAUGCUCGUGCAGGCUAUCAAGAGUCAUGGGUCUCACAUCCAACCACAUUUAAGUGGUAAUAAUGUUUUAAAUGAUGUCAUCAGUCUUUAUUUUGAUCGAAUGGAAUCGGUCGAGAAGCCAAAUAAGCAAGUCCGAUUUGACGAGCAUUUGGAUGUUCCUGCUCCAGCUUCAUCAAUUAGCCGUCCAUAUUCUUUUAAGACACGUGGUACAACGAUGGAGGAACCAAAAGUAAUCGAUCUAGCAUCAGAUGAGGAUAAAGGUGUUCAGAAAUGGGGAAAUAUACCACGAAGUGUGUUGGGAAAUCGAGAAGAGCAGGAUGUUAUUAAAGCUAUUGAAGAAUCCUUGAAAGACAAUCACAACAUUUCUGGUUUCUCUCCUUUUGCUCAGAAGGAUCCGGAAAAUCCAUAUGAAAGGCGGCGAUGCGGUUUAGCGCCUGUGGGACUGAAAAAUAUAGGCAACAGUUGUUGGUUCAACGUUAUUGUACAAACACUGUUUCACAUACCACGUUUCCGCCAAAUGUUAUUUGACAUACCAAUCAAAAAUAGGACGAAACAUAUUACUGGCAAAUCAAAUUCCUGGGGAAAUGAGUCAAGUCAACUUAAUGAGAGUAACGUGGAUGCGUUAACAACCUCACUUUUAAUAUCUCUCCGUCAACUAGCUGCCUGUCUUAAAGCAUCGUCGCGUGCAUAUGUUGAUCCAACAAAUGUAUUAAAGAUAAUUAACGAAUUGAAUACAAGUUUGAAUAAAGCUGCUCCUUGUAUGGGCAUUCAGCAGGAUGCUACCGAAAUGCUUUUGCGGCUUAUCGAGUGGCUUGAAGUAGCCUUCAGAGUUGAAUCAGUAUCAGAUGUGCACACUUCCUGCUCAUCGGCUUCCGGUGGUUCCUGUGGUGAAAUUAUGGAUAUUAUUGAUGAAAAUAUGGUACCGAGUGGUUCUAGCUCCGAGCAGACAUUAACGCCAGGUGGUGAGGCGUCCUUUGAUAAAUUAACCAGUGAUGAUCUCAAUUCAAAUCUUGCUUCAGAACAUCCAUUUAAUACUCUUUUCCAUGGUUCACAUGUUGAAAUUCGACCUAACGCUGUCGGAGUUUCAUCACCCCUGAAGUUGGCGAAUUCACUACAAAUGAUCAACUUGGAUGUGACUUAUGACAACUUGUACGACUCAUUAGAGGCAUAUCACCUUUCUGAUGCGCCAGCUAAAGAGUUAUGGUUUGAGUCGUUGCCGCCUGUAGUCAUCUUUUCACUGGUUCGGUUUAGUUAUAAAAAUGGUCAAACAGAAAAAGUUCACAGUCAAUUUCAAUUUCCUCGUGUUAUAUAUAUGGACCGCUAUUUGCAUCGAAAUCGUCCAUUUGUGAGUGAGAAACGGAUUGAACGUAAAUCUUUAAAGAAACGGCUUGCACAUAUCAAAUGUGAAUUAGAAGGAUGGGAGAAGUUUCCAGCUGGAGACACGAAAGUACCGCUUCCAUCUUUGAUAGAUGCUGUUAUCAAAUAUGCAUCGUCGGCGACAAAUGGGUUGGAUUUUUUGUUUGCUCUUGAACUGUAUUCAUGUUAUUAUGCUCAUGAAUUUCUUCCUACAAAUUUCCAGUAUUGA
Molecule: messenger RNA, 1746 nt
Organism: Acanthocheilonema viteae
Lineage: Eukaryota; Metazoa; Nematoda; Chromadorea; Rhabditida; Onchocercidae
Source: the annotation of a GenBank genome assembly